Bombina bombina (fire-bellied toad) is the source of this 5700-nucleotide messenger RNA. It is a transcript of the gene ZNF142, whose product is annotated as zinc finger protein 142. Gene Ontology annotation, cellular component: nucleus. The transcript is spliced from 8 exons. Gene Ontology annotation, biological process: regulation of gene expression. The record is from RefSeq and is a predicted model, not a curated record. Lineage: Eukaryota; Metazoa; Chordata; Amphibia; Anura; Bombinatoridae. Bases 225 to 5639 code for a protein of 1804 amino acids.
UUCCGGUUGCGUUCCAAGUUCCCAUGGUACCCUUCCUUGGCUUAUUUGUCAGGAUGUUAAAUUUAGACAACAAUAUACAGUAAGUAUAUAGCAACAACUGGUGGGUGCCGCUGGUUAUUCGUCCGUCAUCUUCACCAACGCGGGAAACAUGGAGAUGAGGUCUUCGUACUGCAGGAGUUCUCAUCAAGUUGUGGGAUGAUGACAGGCAUGCUGCUGUCUAGGACAUGGCAAAUGAAGAGCUCCAAGGGUCUUGGAUAGAUGAGCCAUCUGGGCAAUUGUUGCUAUUGCAUUCACAAUCUGACAUUGGAUACCAAAGCACAGAACAUAUGCUUGAGAGAACUUCACAAAAAGAAUGUACUGUUCCUGAAGCCAUUUCUGCCAAUGAACCCUGCCUGUUGCUUCAUGAUAGAAAGACUCGGGAAACGCACAGCAAUUCUCAGCACUGCAGCAUGAGUGCGUCAGCUACAACCUGUCAGGAAGAUGAAAACAGCAUUGCCUGCCCUAUCUGCCAUAAUGAAUACAGGUCACCAAGUGAAUUAAAGGAACAUUUUAAAAAUCAUGGGCCCAAUAAUCAGGAAUUUAUCUGCUGGGAAAGUGGCUGUUCCUUUAUGUCACAGGACCGCAAGCAAUUCCAAGCUCACUUGAAAAGAACACACAGUGUGACGCCAGUGGCUUGUUCGCAGCGUGCUUGUCGUUUACUGUUUGCGAGUCAGAACGAGAUGUCUGUACACUUCCGCAGCCACUUUCCUUUUCAUUGUAAUCGCUGUGAUUUUGUUAGCUCCAAUACUAAGCAGUUCAGUCAACAUAAGAAGGAUCAUUCUGAGGAAGAGCGAUCAACUACAGAGGCCCUUGAAUCCAAACAGCCUAGAAGUGAAUCUGCUAGAGAGGAAGCAACUGAGAGCCAGCAGCCGCCAGGGAAAGUAGAAAUGGGCAAGGAGCACUUGUACAAGACCCAUAUGUGCCCGGAGUGCAAACGUUGCUUCAAAAAGCGGACUCACCUUGCUGAACAUCUCAACUUGCACUUUCCUGACCCUAACCUUCAGUGUCCAAACUGUGAUAAAUACUUCACCAGCCGCAGCAAGUUAAAGAUCCAUUUGAUGAGGGAGUCUGGUCAGAAGACCCACCAGUGCCCACUUUGUGAGUACAGCUCUGUGGAGAGGAAUGCUCUCAAUCGACACAUGGCAAGUAUACAUGAGGGUGUGUCUAACUUAUACUCUGAUACUUACUCAUGCCCUGUGUGCCAGGAAACUUUUAAACUGAGUCAAGCUCUUAAAGAACAUUUGAAAGGACACAGAGAAGAGCAGAAGAUGUUGUCCUGUUUUCAUCAGGGAUGUAACAAGUCCUUAUCAGACCGCAAGGAAUUUCUUAAGCAUCUUAAGGAAUCUCAUGGAAUCAGGGCUGUAGAGUGCCGAUACCAUGCCUGUUCUCUUCUCUUCAGAAACCGUGAGGAGAUGGAAAAGCACCGUAAGAAUCAUUAUGCCUUUCACUGCCAGGAAUGUGACUUUGUCUGCUCCAACAAGCACGCCUUCCGUAAGCACAAGAAGUGUGGGCAUCCAGGUUCCGAGGAGCUGUUCUGCCUCUUCUGUCCGUAUAAAAGCUUUAACCCAGUGGAGUUCUCAGAUCAUUUAAGUAAAAUGCAUGCUAGUGAGAAGAUACAUCGCUGUGAGGACUGUGAAUUUGCCACUGCACACAAGAGGGUUCUGAUACGUCAUAUGUUGCUACAUACAGGGGAGAAACCUCACAAAUGUAAUCUUUGUGAUUUUACAUGCCGGGACAUCAGCUAUCUCUCCAAACACAUGCUGACCCAUUCCACCGACAAGAACUACAUGUGUACUGAAUGUGGUUAUGUUACCAAGUGGAAGCAUUAUCUAAGCGUGCACAUGCGCAAGCACAGUGGGGAUCUCAGAUUUCAGUGUAAUCAAUGUUCUUAUCGAUGCCACCGUGCAGACCAGCUUACUAGUCAUAAGCUGAGGCACCAGGGGAAGAACAUAAUAUGUGAAGUCUGUGGAUUUGGCUGCAAACGCAAGUAUGAGCUCCAGAAACACAUGAAAAUUAAGCAUUCCCAGUCUUUUCAAAUGACAAUUUACCAGUGUCAACACUGCAGCUACCAGACAAAAUAUAAACAAUCUCUUUUAAACCAUGAGAAUUGCAAGCAUACAAAGCACAAAGAAUUCUGCUGUGCACUCUGCCCCUAUCGCACCUUCAGUAACACAAGCCUCUUUUUUCAUAAGCGCAAGUCACAUGGGUAUGUUCCAGGUGAUAAAGAUUGGCUGGAGAAAUAUGCCAACAAACAACAUGAGCUUGAGACUGAUCUACUGUUGCUCUACAAAACUAAAGGUUGUACAAGUUCUGGUGCAGAAAAAUUUGAAUCUGAUGGUAGCCCUGUUGAAAUGCUUAAACAUGUGGAGUUAGACUCUCAGACGCAAAGCAACUUGGAUGGAUCAGUUGCCGACAGCUUCCAUGAUGGGAUUACUGAGCCAGGUGGACAUGAGAAUAUUUCAGUGGCAGAUGAAUCUCUUUUGGCAACUAUAACAUUGGAGCCUGUUGAGACCUGCAGCAUAGAAAUGGAAGGCUUUCCUGUUCAACUCCAGCUGUCUGCACCCACUGAGUUAUCUAAAGAAUCUUCCAUAGAUCCACAGGGUACAUGCGAAGAGCCCCUUUCCACGACUGGUGAAAUGCUUUGUUUUUCAGAGACCUUAGCAGUAGAGAACAAUGUUAUAUGUGAACAAAACUUUGUAGAUGAGCAUAGCUCCCUUUCAAAAGAUCAGGAUAAACUUGAAAAUGCAUUUUGUUCUACUGAAGAAGAGUACAAUCAAGAGCCAAUAUUAUGCAAUCUUAAUGACAAAUCAAAAGAACUACCUGUACAUGUUGGUGCUAGUCUGACUCUCCAGGCUGAUGAUCUACCUGUGGAGAUGCAGGAGUCAUGGACAGGUGUAUUGAAAGAGGGUUUGCAGUUAACCAUUGUGUGUGAAUCAAAUGACCUUCUUCAUGCUGAUCAUCCUGAAGAAGAAAAUUCACCUGUGUAUCAAGGAGAACCAGACGAUAGUGGUCAAGCAGAAUCUGUUCUUAGAGCUUUAAGAAAACAAGACAAGGAGCAAGCAGAAACUCUUGUUCUGGAAGGCAGAGUACAGAUGUUGGUAGUCCAGUCAAAUGCGCAAGUUUACAAGUGUGAAAAGUGUUCAUAUAUCACCAGGAAAGAGGGUUGUAUGCUUCAGCACUCUAAGACUGGCUGCCUAAUGCGCAAAGCCUCUUUGGUGUGCAUGGAUUGUGGAGCUAGCUUCAAACAGCAGAGGGGAUUGAAUACUCAUCAACUAAAGAAGUGCCCUGCCACCCGUAAGAAAAAAAUAGUUGCUGUCAGGUCAGCUUCCUCUUCUGAGCCAUCGGUUGAUUUAGAGACAGCAAAUAAGAAUUUGCUUCUUGAGAAGACUGGAGAGAAUGAUCAAGAAAACAAUAUUUCUAAUGAAGUUCUGAUUUUGGAAACACAUGAUCCUAACAUAUUAGAAAGCAGUUCUUUAAAUGAUGUAGGACACCUAACAUCAUGUCAGGACCUUCUUAGUGAGGAAUAUAAAGAAAAAAUGGUUACGCUAGAUAAGGGAGAAGCUGGCACAAUCUUUUCAUCUCUUCCAUUUGUAGAACCCCCUGAUGCUGCUUUGAUGCCAGUUGAUCACAGUGAGAAAUACAAAUUGGAACAGGGAAAGUUUCAUUGUCUGUUCUGUUCAUUCUCAUGUUCCAGAGAAUGCACCAUUAGUAACCAUGUAAAGGAAGGCUGUCGUGGGUUAAAAACAAUCCUUUGUGCUCUGUGCUCAACAGUUUUAACUUCCAAGGCAGCUUUGAGGAAGCAUCAGCAGGAGCAGCAUGGAGAGCUGUUUACAAGUGACAAAUGUUCUGAAAGCUCUGUGGAUGAGGAAAGUCAGAAUACAGAAGAGGACGAAGACAGAAACAGAGAUGAAGUUGAAACCACCUGCAAAUCAAAUAAUGUCACGUCUAGUGGCUGCAGACUUUCAUGUUCCACCUGUCCUUUUACAUGUUCCCAGGACCGAGCAAUGAGAACCCACAAAAAGAAAGGGUGUUUAAGGCCUGGAGAGCUUCAGUGCUCCUUGUGUUCAUUUCGAUGUAUGACUACAGUAACUUUAAAACAUCAUCAGGAUCUCCAUAAGAAGUAUUCUCGAAAUAGAGUACAUCUUCAAUGCAAGCAAUGUGACUUUACCUGUAAACAACCAAGAUGCAUGAAACAGCAUGUGCGGAUACGUCAUGAGGGUGUUAAACCUCACCGCUGUCGAUACUGUGAAUUUAGUACUACUCGUCGCUAUAGACUUGAUGCCCAUGAGUCUCUACACACAGGGGUUGGCCGCAUCUCCUGCAAUUCCUGCACCCGCACAUUUGGUACAAACUCUAAACUGCGACUACACCAACUUCGCGUACAUGAAAAGAAGCCUUCUCAUUUCUGUGGACUCUGUGAUUAUAGUGGGUACAGUCAAAAUGACAUUGCCCGCCAUAUGGGAAGUUGCCAUAGUGGUGAGCUUUCUUUCCCAUGUUCAGUCUGCCAAGCAAGUUUCAGCUCUGAGGCUGCCCUGAAACAACACAGUUUGAGAAAGCAUCAAGAGAAAGCCACUCAUGAAUGCUCACAAUGCCAGUUUUCCUGCCAUAGCCUGUCCACCCUCAAGUGCCACCUCCAGAAGGAGCAUCUUCAACUUGAGUGCGGCAUCUGCAAAGAAAUUUUCUCUCGACGUCAGCAAUUGGACGAACAUCGCAAGUCACAUUUUGCCCACCACUGUCAACAGUGCCAGUAUGCAGCUAAAGAUAGGCAGCAGCUUGUGCGCCACUACUCCGAGGAGCAUGAAAUAUCAACACUGCCUGGCACAGAGGGAGAAGAGGGUCCUUUACGCUGCCCUUUUUGCUCUUUUUCUUGUCAUCACCAACUUGUGUAUGAUCAUCAUGUUAAAGGCCACGGGGGUACACGUGUUUACAAGUGUUCAGACUGUGCAUACAGCACCCGAAAUAAACAGAAAAUCACCUGGCAUAGCCGCAUCCACACUGGUGAGAAGCCAUACAAGUGUCACCUCUGCACAUAUGCCUGCGCAGACCCUUCACGUCUCAAACAUCACAUGCGUAUCCACAAGGAUGAGAAGAAAUACCUGUGUCCCGAAUGUGGAUACAAAUGCAAAUGGGUUAACCAGCUAAAGUAUCACAUGACCAAACACACAGGUCUGAAGCCAUAUCAGUGUGAGGAGUGUGAUUACUGUACAAAUCGUGCUGAUGCUCUUCGCGUUCACAGGGAGACACGUCAUAGGGAUGUACGAGCCUUUAUAUGUGAGCAGUGUGGCAAGGCCUUUAAAACUCGCUUCCUUCUCAAAACUCAUCUGAAGAAGCACAGUGAGGAGAAGCCAUAUGUCUGCACUGUGUGCCAGCGUGGGUUUCGCUGGCCAGCUGGCCUGCGUCAUCACUACCUCACCCAUACCAACCAGCAACCCUUCUUCUGCCAAUACUGCUCCUACCGGGCCAAACAAAAAUUCCAAGUAGUAAAACACAUACAGCGACAUCAUCCCGGCACUACAGAUUUAACAAAAGGAAUAGGAAAGGAUCCUUAUUCCAUGCAGUCUUGUGAUGCCACACAUGUAUCAUUCCCCCAAACACAAUAAACUGACAGGGCUACUUUAUCUGUGAGACUGUGGACUACAUAAAUUUGAGUUGGCUCCAAAA